UCUAACUAUCCACUCGCUGUCUCCAUCACUUGCGCCUAGGCCAAGUAAUCGUCUCGGUGUCUUCCUUCAACUCCUUUUGCCUGUCCAGUCACCGAAUUCGGGGUCAUGUCAUCCCAAACCCCACAGACGGAUCUAUCCAUUGACAGAUUUCGCCUUGAUGGAAUGAUGUUAGCGUGUGCAUUAUAUGGCAUAUACUUUCUCCUCACAGCGCAAGCCUGGAUUGCUCUCAUGCAGCGACCUCGUGAUGGGGAGAAGAUAGCAGAACAUCGUCGCGCACUCCUUUUUUACGUCUUUAUCACGUUCGCAUUGGGGUCGGUAAAGUUUGGUGUGGACGUAAAGUAUACGGAAAGGAUUUUGAUAACUUUUCGUGAUGCACCUGGUGAUCCGCUCCCUCGAAUCAAGCACUACACAAAUUGGCGGGCCAACGUCCUAGCGCUUUCCGCUGGUCACGUUCAGCAGUGGUUCAUGCAGGCUCUGCGACUCUACCGAUGUUUUGUGAUAUGGAAUUGGUCAAGAUGGGUGAUGGUUCCGAUGAUCACAAUCUAUGUCGCCAUGAUCAUGUUAUCUAUCAUCGUUGUGUUCCAGUCAAGCACCGGUACUUUAUUUUACAACAUCACCGUCGAGCUUGCCUACCUUUGCAUCGAAGUAGGACUCACGCUCAUUUACACCAUUCUCGUGACGAAUCGUUUGUUUGCCAUGCGAGAGCGCAUGAGGCAGAUCAUGGUCCAAUAUGAUUCUAAGACAUAUAAUACCAUCGCCCUCGCGGUCAUCGAGUCUGCGGCGUUAUACUCCGUCUUCGCUAUUAUUUUCAUAGUUGCCUUUGCCAUACAUGCACACGGUGUCACCAUUCUAUGCUUCCUGUCUAUUGGCAACAUCCAGGGCAUUGCCCAAUUAUUCAUCAUCAUUCGUGUUGCGCAGGGGCGAGCAGUUACACGCGAGUGGUCGACUCGAGUUACUGCAAUACCUUCGGUUAUAACAUUCACAGGGAUUGCAUCGGAUCAGACAGAGGGAACCCAUAAUGAAAGAAUAGCCAGGCUAGAGCAGGACGUCGUUCAGUUGCGCUCUGAUUCCGAGAAGGUGGUGGAAGUGGAAGUGGCAGUGUCUAUAGCAUGA
Molecule: messenger RNA, 1113 nt
Organism: Suillus clintonianus
Lineage: Eukaryota; Fungi; Basidiomycota; Agaricomycetes; Boletales; Suillaceae
Exons: 6
Coding region: 106-1113 (335 amino acids)
Source: RefSeq, a predicted model, not a curated record